AUGGUGUACCAUCUACGUCGCAUCUCUUUUAUUCUCCUUGCCAUUUUAAUCAUUAGCCUUCUGUCAUGGCUGGUACCACGGGUCCUUAAUCCGACACCUCCGAAUGAAGAGCAGCGCAAAGCCAACUCUCGUUGGGUCAGUACGUCGCCGUACUGGUUAGACAGGCAGGCCUGUCGCUGGCUGAGCUUGUGCGGUAUACUGCAUGUGAGAUCGGAUCCACCGGCUCUUGCGGACGGAGACAAUCAAAAAGAUAGAGGGGAUCUGAGGAGAUUGGAAUUGCGGUUCAUUGGCCUGGAGCAAAGGGCCGAGGAUUCAAGAGUCGACAAAGGUGUUACGCAGGGUCCGAAGACGGCGGCGCAUCAGGAAAGGCUCAGAAAGAUACCCGACUAUGUACUGAAGUAUGCGCCGCUUGUCCAUCUGUACUCGGGCGAAAACUUUUGGCCAUCGGACAUUGCAGACCACAUUCAACACAUGACACCAUAUGCUGGAGACGACAAACUCAAUGUCACAGACCCCCUUAGUUUGGGCGCACUCCAUGGGCUGGACUCGGAGGAAGGCGUCGUCUAUCUUACAAGCAAUGAUAACGUCGAGUCUAGGCCGAAAUGGCUCCAUAGCCGCGCAAACAUCCCGUUGCCCUAUCAAGACAACGGUGACGACUUCUUACCACCGGCUGAACCAGAAGGGUCGCGCCGUCUGCCUGAUGGCACUACGUGGGAAGAAGUAGAUAGAGAUCAUCCGCUGCAAAGGAUAUCGGAUCCUCGAGAACGCAACGGUCGCUACCCCCCACCAAGAUCGCGAGGGCCCCGCUCAAAGCGCUCAGUGGAGAGCCAGGCGAUUUUGGGGGAUACGCCGCAACAUAAGCCAGACGAGUCGGGAUAUUCCAAAGCACCUGCCACGCUAGUUCUUGUGGACAAAGGGUCGGGGAUUGUCGACGCAUUCUGGUUCUUCUUCUAUGCCUACAACCUCGGCCAAACAGUCGCUCGGAUCCGGUUCGGUAACCACGUGGGUGACUGGGAACACUGCAUGGUCCGCUUUGAGUCAGGAAUGCCGCGUGCAAUGUUCUUCAGCGAACAUGAAGGCGGACAAGCAUAUGCUUGGCAGGCAAUAGAAAAGCGUGGGAACAUAAGUGAGAUCCAGCGGCCUGUGAUUUAUAGCGCUGUCGGCAGCCAUGCCAUGUACGCUAUGCCUGGCGAUCACCCUUAUGUUCUUCCAUUCAAGAUGCUGAAGGAUCAAACCGAUCGUGGUCCCUUGUGGGAUCCUGCUCAGAACUUUAGAGGUUACUGGUAUGACUACACUGAGACAAGGGACGGGGAGGGUUUGGAGCCUGUCAAAGAAAACCCAGACGCCCCAACGAAUUGGUUUCACUAUGAGGGCCCCUGGGGUGAUAAGCUCUACGGUCUGAAUGAUGCGCGCCAAUGGAGAUUGUUUGGGCAAUAUCACUACGUGACCGGUCCUGUAGGUCCAAAAUUCAAGAAUUUGGGACGGGAGAGAGUCUGCCAGAACUGGAGAUGUCGUAUACUGUAUAGUAUAGCAGAAGGUAGAAAGAAGAGUUGGAGCUCAUGA
Messenger RNA from Truncatella angustata, 1563 nucleotides. RefSeq lists its product as uncharacterized. The record is from RefSeq and is a predicted model, not a curated record. NCBI's taxonomy places the organism in Eukaryota, Fungi, Ascomycota, Sordariomycetes, Amphisphaeriales, Sporocadaceae. The transcript has a single exon. Bases 1 to 1563 code for a protein of 520 amino acids.